AUGACUUCAAUACGUGAGAAUAAGGCCUGGAUGGAACAAGGCCUCCUUGCCCUGAAGGAUGCGAAAAGUCGACUCAGUGUAGCUUCAGUCGAAGGUCUGAUCGCCAUCAUCGACGAAAUUGCUAGGCUCAGAACAGAAAACGAAGAGCUCCGAACGCAAGCUACUGCGAAAGCCACUGAGGCCAUCGGGUUGAUUCAACACUCGAAGAAUGAGGCUGAUUCCGCAAAAGCCGAGAGCCUCGAGACCAAAAAGCAACUUGACACUGUUAAAGCGGAGAAAAAGGACACGGAAAAGAAACUGGCCAAGGUCGAAGCCGAGCUCAGGCAGAGUAUCGAGAAAGCAUCAGGACUUGAGGCCAAAUACAGGCAGGAACAGCAGGAAUUAGAGGCUGAAUUGAGAGACAGGGAUGAGGAGCUGGAGGAGCUGCGUGAGCAUUCCGUUGAGCUCAAAGAGGUUGCCGAAAACAAAGAGGAAUUAUACGCGGCACUCGAGACCAUCAGAACCGAGGCCAUAAAGCUGGCCCUGACUUACUUUGGGAUGGAACUGCAGCUUGGGACAGACGACGAUCUCUGGAAGAAAGCCAAGGCUCAGUCGACCGGCAUGCCCAAGCCUCGGUCAAGCCCCGACCUCGCGAGGCGGAUGCGAGUGGCGCUCAUGCUCUCCGUAGUUGCCCGGGAGUUGUGCCAGCAUGUUUUUCAGCCAGCGUACCUUUCCGAGCAGGUACGAGGCAUCGACAGUUUUCUGAGAGACCUUGCAAAACGAGACCCCGAGCAAGAAUCACAUCUGCGAUCGGUUCUCCUGAAGACCGAAAACCCAGCGAAAACCCGCAUCGGUUCAAUGAACCGUUGGGUCGACCAGUUAGUGCACGACUCCUUCGAUGGCAUUUCCAAAGUCGCCUCCACUGCGAUUCCGAACGACAAAGUCGGAGAGUUCGAGGCGGACCUGCUGAGGCUCUGCGAGACGGCCUACGAAAAAUGGAGGUUCAUCCAAACCCUCAAGAACCACAUACGCCCGGACUUUGCCAUCGGAUUCUCCCUCGAGCAGGAGGAGGACAAAUGGAGCCCGCUCCCGUCCACCGUCCCGUCUCCAUUGCAAUCCCCCAAAGCGAAGCAGCAACGGGCGAAUGGCACCGCAUCUGCCCAGGCGACACCCAAAAAAUCUCAGCCUUCCGCGGGCAAUCCCGCCGAGCUCAGCAGCAUCGUGGUUUGGCCUGCGUUCGUGAACGCCUCCCGCCCCGAAGAGGGCGCUCUGUCAAAAGGGCUGGUCUUGCCCAGGUCCUUGAUCGAUGCCGUGAAAGAGGACUGGGCGGCCGCCUCUGCGUCGCCGACGUCCUCAAAGAAUCCGCACAGGGAGAUGAGGGCAGAGGCGAGAAACCGCGACUCGGCCACCCAGAAGAAGCGCAGGUCAUCUACCGCCACCGUGAACGGGAACGGGGCUGACAGCAAGCAAAAGGGUCCUACCUCAGCAUCCAACGGACACGGAAGUGGGCCGAAUGGUGCUUGA
Molecule: messenger RNA, 1503 nt
Organism: Thermothelomyces thermophilus ATCC 42464
Lineage: Eukaryota; Fungi; Ascomycota; Sordariomycetes; Sordariales; Chaetomiaceae
Exons: 2
Coding region: 1-1503 (500 amino acids)
Source: RefSeq, a predicted model, not a curated record